Phytophthora nicotianae INRA-310 is the source of this 1098-nucleotide messenger RNA. RefSeq lists its product as hypothetical. The record is from RefSeq and is a predicted model, not a curated record. Lineage: Eukaryota; Oomycota; Peronosporomycetes; Peronosporales; Peronosporaceae. Bases 1 to 1098 code for a protein of 365 amino acids. The transcript has 5 exons.
AUGGACGGCGAUAUUGUGUCUACUGCGCUGUUGCUGUGUUUGGACGAAGCGGUCACCAACCACGACAAGAAGGUUGCGGAAGCUCAGCAGGAGGUCUUCCAGCUCCUGAUUGAAGAGACCUGGAAGGUGGCAAUGCGCUCGCAGCACUACCUGACGGAACGUUUUAAACACUACGAGUUCGACGAGGCACGUGGCUACUUGUCUGUCGAUGAGAUCGGCGUUCUCCCAGCUCAUACAACGCUUCUCGCUGUUCUAUCGUAUGCCUUCUCCAUCUUCCUGAGGCCGACCGCCAAAACUGCGAUACCUUCACCAAGUUUUGGUCAUCGUGCUCUGCUAUUACACCAGUUCGGCGGUGAAUACACAUUGGCGCGUACACUACGGAAAGCCGAGAAGGCUUUGGCUGCAGCCCUGAAAGGGUAUCCACCCGCUCGCAUUGCGUGGCCGUCAGCUCCUGAACAAGCAGAACUUGCGCGUCUAGUGGAAGCACGAGAACCACUGCUGAAAUACACGUUUGGGUUCACCGAUGACAAAAACCUCCGGGUGAUGCAGCCGUCUAACGCAGAUUUACAAAACGCCAUGUACAAUGGCUGGCUUCACGCAGUGUUCGUCACGGGGACGAUCUGCUUCGCAGCAAACGGCUGCAUCAUCUGGAGUCGGCACAAUUGUCCGGGCUCGUGGAAUGAUGCUGACACGUCGCUCGGAUUCCGCAACAAGUUGUUGAGCCACAAGUACCGCCCAGACCGCCGGAUGAACGUAGUGUCCGAAUCUGCUUUCCCCUGUUCAGCAGCGAUGACAGGGCGCAUUCUCACGCCGCUUAAGGACGGUGACAUCGACCGUAUUGCCCCAUCACUACGUAGCGCAGCUCGCACAAUGCACAACGCGAUAACCUCCGUUCGUCAAACAGCGGAGUGGGGAAUGGGCAGCAUCCAGAAGGUCUACAGCAGACUCAACCUUCCGCUGCCCUACGACCCCGAGCUCCGAGGCCUGCAAAUCAGCAACAUGUUCCGGUUAGUGAACUUUCGUGUCCGUACGGUCGGAAUUUCACAUAUCCGCACCACAUUCAGUGGAGACAUGGAGAUGCCUUUGUCGGCGGAGUAG